Tetrahymena thermophila SB210 is the source of this 1569-nucleotide messenger RNA. RefSeq lists its product as hypothetical. The transcript is spliced from 5 exons. Lineage: Eukaryota; Ciliophora; Oligohymenophorea; Hymenostomatida; Tetrahymenidae. The record is from RefSeq and is a predicted model, not a curated record.
AUGAUUUUAUAAUUAAUUGAUUUGUAAAUAUUUUUCAUUCAAAAGUAAGUUUUAAAAUAGUAAAUAAUAAAAUAUAAAAUGGCAUCUAGAGGACAAUUAUAAGAUGGCACAUCUACUAAACGGUCUAGACCAAGCAAAACUUAGCUAAAAUCAGAUUCUUAAAUGCCACUAUAAACUUAACAAUAUACUUAAAAUAUGGUUACAUAAUCUUCAUAAAAUAAUUUGCCAACAUAUUCUUAAAAUAUGUUAGAAAAUGAUAGUUCUUUAGAAAAAAUGAUAAUGGAUAUGAAUUUAUAAAUGCAAUACUUAACAGCAUAAAAUGAAAUAAAAAAUUAGCAGAAUGAAAAUAUUAUGAGAAUGUAACAAUAGAGAAUUAUACAGCUGUAAUAAAUGUGUGAAUAAAUGAAGUCUGAAUUAGAUUAAUUUAAGGAAGGGAAAAUACAGUAAUUAGAUAGAAAUUUAAAUAUGUAGUAAGGAUUGUCUCAUUUAGACAUGUUGAAUGAGUUUGAGAUGCUCUCAAAAAAUACUCCCUUCUCAUAUAAGUAGUCUUUUAUAGAUAACUCAAAAUAAAAUCAGCUAUAAGGUGGAGAUUCAUUAAAUUAAUUUAUGCAUUAAUUUAAUGCAGGUUUUACUCCUUAAAACACUAUUCAGAGAUAAAUACCUCCUUCUUAACAAUCAUAUAAUAGAUAAUAAUAAUUUUAAGAACCUCGAUUAAAUUCAAGAUAAAAUAGUUAUAUAUAGCCAAAUAAUCAUUUUAAGAGUGCAGCAUCUUUGGCUUUAAAUUAACCACAAAAUAAUCAGUUUUAUAACUAUGAUCCAUAAACAUAAGCUUAGAACAUCCCGAUUCAAUAAUAAAAUAUGUCUUAAUAAAAUUUCAACAAUUAGAAUACACAUAAAAAAGAAAGUAAAUUUAAUCCUAUUAUAGAUAGGAUAGAGCAACAAAAUGAAAUGUUAAUGAAAAUGAUCUAAGAUAUGGAUGGAAAAUAAAAUAAAGGAAAAAGUAAAAAAAAGAAAAGGUCUGAUGAAUCUUCAGAUGAAAGUGAAUAUUCUGACAUAUAAGAAGAAAAGGUAUCCACUGAAACAAAAGAAGAAUAAAAAUACUUAGAAAAAAAAAUAGAAUAAUUAGAAAAUUCAAUAAAAUAAUAAAAGUUGUAAAAUCAAUAUAUGAUAGAUAAUAAUAUUUAAAAUCCAGAUAUGCAGUAUUUGAUUGAAGCAGCAAAUCAGAGAAAAAAUUCAUUUAAUUAAUAAAAUCCUCAAUAAUUUGCAAAUAGUGUAUAUAACUAAUAAUAGUUCGGAGCUGCUUAAAUGCCAAGUGCAUAAAUUUAAAAAAACUCAAUUUAUGCGAACCUCCCUACUCCAGAAUAAUUCUUAUCAUAAGUUAAUCUUAAUUAAUCUAAAUUUUAAUAAAAUCCUUCCCAAUAAAUGAAUAUACCUCCAAACAUAAACCCACUAAGUGGAGGUCUUGGGAGACCCUAAUUUAUAAACGAAAAUUCUUAGGUCCCUCAUCCAGACAUUUUAUCUAAAAUUUUCUAAUAAUAGCUUUUAAAUUCUAGAAAAAACUAAAUUUGA